CAAUAUGGCUGCCCCCUAUGAAAUGUAUCUUGGUGAGGGUCAACUCGUUAAAAGUUGCCUUUUAAUUAAGUAAUGCGAUUUGGUGUCUUGCUGAAUGCAGUGUACAUACAGUAUGGUGCUUUGACAGAGGGUUAGUACAUGGUGGUAUUUCCUGUGUACCACCACCAUGGCAUCUGAAGAGAAUGAUGAUGACUGGAAGAUGAAGGAAUUUCUCAAAUCAACAAAAAGUGUGCGUGGAGGGUACAGAGUUGGAGCAGGGCGACCCAAAAAAUAUGUGGGCAUGGACAGGAAAGAAGUGAGGAAAAUGUACCGUAGGAUGCAGAGAAAUGCCAGCAUUCAGUUGCCUUCAUCUUAUACACAGCCCUGGCAGAGAGAGAAGUCCAGACUGGGACUCAUAUCUGAUUCACAAUUUAUUCAACAUCUGCUCAACCUCAGUCAAAAUUUAAGUGAAAAUGGCAGACAGCAUGGCCUGUCCUCCAACCUGGCGCCCCCUAUUUCUCACCUGUCCAGCACCUGCCAAGACGAGGAUUCCAUUGUAGACAAUGACUCUUCCACAGGGAACAUUCAGAGAACAAACUUACAGACUAGAAUGAUGCCACUUAAGCACAGACAGGCCACACCUUCCAUUUCAUUAUCCAGAUUUGUGUAUGAUGAUUUUGAUGCUGCUAGAAUUGAGAUGGAGAAAGAUAAUGAUGGUUUUGUCAAAUAUCUACUUAAACUACAUUAUAGGCAUUGUGUUGAGGGUGAUGAGAUGAACUACUCAGACCUUGGAGGCUCAGAGAGUGAAGCUGCUGAAAUGGAAGAUAUUCAACAACAGGAUGCUCACCAAGAUAAAGAUUGCAGAAAUGAACAUGUAGAACCUCAAGUUGAUAAUAGAAAUACUCAGGAUGAAGUCUUAGAUCUGUCCACUGUGCGUGUGAAGAAAGAAGGGGAGAGAACACUGGAUAAUCUCUAUACUAAAACUUGGUCUAAUCAGAGAAUGGAAGACCAAUCAAUGUCAGCUACACAGAAAGUAGACAUGGACACGAGACACACAGACUCAGUAAAUAGAUCUGCCAACUACAACAAGAAACUGGUAUUUAUCAAUGCUGUUGAUCCGGCUUCCAAAAAUACUGCCAAUGUGACUGCGUCAACAGCUGCACCAGCCGUUGCCACGGCAACUUCUGGUUAUUUAUCCCAGCAGCUCAGCACCAGCAAGUUAUCCCAGCCAGUGUCCAGUAUGGUGGACCAGGUGGGCUUCCCUGUCAUGAUGGCCACUGGGAUAGGCUCCUAUGCUUCAGUUAACCAAGCCAUCCCAUUGUUGGCAAUACCCACCUCUUUCAGUCCAAAUAUUCCCAGUGGCACAGCAGCCUGGUCAGUGCCAGUGAACAAUUACAGUAAUAGUAGCCAGUCUUCCAGCAGUAACAUUACCAUGUCAGGGACAGCAGACUCCCCCAGUGGUUUACCGUCCUCAGUGACAGUACGGGAAUUGAUAUAUGGAGAUCACACUGGUCAGAGAGGAAGGAGAAGGAAAACCCAGUGGACACAUUACACUCCUCAUCUCUCUACCAGUCACCCUGCUAUGGCCACAGCUGCUGUGGAUACUCCGUCCAAUGCCACAUAUGACUCUGUCCAUCAGGGGCCUGUAAGCACAGCCAGAACUGCUCACAGCGCCCCGACCAGUGCCUUUACUGCCACAGAGAGGUCUGCCUUGUCACAGAUUGACACUGCCAAGACAAGAGAUGUCCCUCUCAAACAAAAGUCUAAAAUUGUUCAAUACCAGUUGAUGCAUCCAGGGAAAGAACGAGUCACAAAAAGUGGAGUUACAUUUUGUGAGUUUCGCUUCACAGAUCGCCAUCUUGUCCAGCCCAAAGUCCGAGGUUAUGGAGGAAAGAAGCUGUCGUCCGUGCCUAAGAGAUAUUCUCCCAGAAAACGCCAGGAGCCUAUUCCAGGGACUUGCAAGUUCAAGUUGGAUAAAGAGACAGGAGAUCUUGUCAGAAAAGAAAGAACUUGGAUGCCUCCCAUAGUUCAAGAUGAACAGGGCAUUGUGUUGAGGGUGAUGAGAUGA
Molecule: messenger RNA, 2047 nt
Organism: Lingula anatina
Lineage: Eukaryota; Metazoa; Brachiopoda; Lingulata; Lingulida; Lingulidae
Biological process (GO): regulation of transcription by RNA polymerase II
Cellular component (GO): nucleus
Molecular function (GO): RNA polymerase II transcription regulatory region sequence-specific DNA binding; DNA-binding transcription factor activity, RNA polymerase II-specific
Source: RefSeq, a predicted model, not a curated record